ACCGCCACCCACAAGGUCGCUGGAAUUAUGCAAGCAACAUUUUGCCAAGCUAUCCCUCCAAAACUACCCUAUCCAUCGAAGCUUUCCCCGGUGUACAGACUCCCAACACGAGCUAAAAUGAUCUCGAUGCCUGAAAGGCAAGUGUCGGUCCCAGAUGCAGACAACUCGGUUGCCGCGUUCUGGGACUAUCAGUUCCUUUUCGUCUCCCAACGGUCAGAGUCGGUGGAGCCUGUCGUACUUCGUACAGUCGAUGGCGCGAUCCCUGCCGACUUCCCUUCCGGUACUUACUACCUAGUAGGACCCGGUAUAUUUUGUGACGACCACGGUUCAACGGUUCACCCUCUGGACGGCCAUGGAUACCUCCGCGCAUUCGUUGUUGAUGGGAAUUCCGGUGAGGUCAGGUUCUCGGCGAGAUACGUUAAGACAGAAGCGCAGAGGGAAGAGUGUGAAGGAAAGACCGGGAGCGGGAGGUGGCGGUUUACGCAUCGAGGGCCGUUUUCGGUGUUGAGAGGAGGGAAGAAGAUUUUGAAUACAAAAGUGAUGAAGAACGUAGCGAAUACGAGCGUGUUGAGAUGGGGAGGACGGUUGUUAUGCAUGUGGGAGGGUGGCAAUCCAUAUGAGCUUGAAACUGAGACGUUGGAUACGGUUGGAAGAUUUGACUUUGAUGUGACGGACGACAGCAAUUUGUCGUCAAAAAGAGGGUUUAGCGGUGGUUUUUGGGAUUUUGCGGCUUGCCUAUUGAAGCCGAUCCUUUACGGUGUGUUCAAGAUGCCUCCAAAGAGAUUGCUGGCCCACUACAAGAUGGAUUUUCAACGAAACAGACUGCUAAUAAUGUCCUGCAAUGCGGAGGAUAUGCUGCUCCCUCUCAGCCAUUUCACCUUCUACGAGUUCGAUUUGGAUUUCAAGUUACUGCAGAAGCAAGAGUUCAACAUCCCCGACCACUUAAUGAUCCACGAUUGGGCUUUCACAGAUAACUAUUAUGUUGCAGUAGGCAAUCGCAUCAAACUCGAUGUAAUAGGAUCAUUGCAAGCACUAUGUGGAAUGUCUCCCAUGAUUUCUGCAUUGUCAGUAAACCCUAACAAGCCCACAUCACCCAUCUACCUGCUUCCCCGGUUUCCUGAAAAGCUAUUUGAGGAUCGAGACUGGAGGGUGCCCAUUGAUGCUCCUUCACAGAUGUGGCUAUUACAUGUUGGUAAUGCAUUCGAGCAAAGGGAUAAGAAAGGGAAUUUGGAGGUGCAAAUACAGGCUAGUGCUUGUUCCUACCGGUGGUUCAAUUUUCAGAAGUUGUUUGGAUAUAAUUGGCAAAGCAAUAGAUUGGAUCCUUCUUACAUGAAUGCAAGCGAAGAAGAAGAGUUAUUGCCACACCUAGUUCAGGUGGCUAUCAACUUCGAUGCAGAUGGAAAAUGUCAUGAAUGCUCAGUGAAACCACUAAAUAAUUGGAGUAGACCAUCAGACUUUCCUGCUAUUAAUCCAACUCGCUCUGGUAAUAGAAAUACUUACAUCUAUACAGCCGCUGCUUCUGGUUCUCGCCAUCUAUUACCACAUUUUCCAUUUGAUAUGUUGGCUAAGUUAAAUUUGUCAAACAACUCUGUUUCCACUUGGUCUGUGGGAAGCCGUAGAUUCAUUGGUGAGCCCAUCUUUGUUCCCAAAGGAAAUGAAGAGGAUGAUGGAUAUGUCCUUGUGGUAGAGUAUGCAGUUUCAAUCCAGAGGUGUUACCUUGUGGUUUUAAAUCCCAAGAUAAUAGGAGAAGCUGGUGCACUUGUAGCAAGACUGGAAGUUCCUAAACACCUGAAUUUUCCCAUUGGGUUUCAUGGCUUUUGGUCUGCAGACUGUUAG
Messenger RNA from Nelumbo nucifera (sacred lotus), 1836 nucleotides. RefSeq names its product carotenoid cleavage dioxygenase 7 (gene CCD7). Gene Ontology annotation, biological process: carotene catabolic process. Gene Ontology annotation, molecular function: 9-cis-epoxycarotenoid dioxygenase activity. NCBI's taxonomy places the organism in Eukaryota, Viridiplantae, Streptophyta, Magnoliopsida, Proteales, Nelumbonaceae. The record is from RefSeq and is a predicted model, not a curated record. Gene Ontology annotation, cellular component: chloroplast stroma.